AAGGGAGAAGGGGAGUGCGGCCCGCGGCGCUGGAAUUUGCCGUUACCCUCCCACCGCCGUCGGGUCGGGCCUGGGGCGGGCCGCAGGUGCCCCGGGCAGCGGCGGGUUGUGGCGGGGAGGUCAAGCAGACAGCAAAUACAGCGUUGUUCCGGGUAGAUUUCAGAAAAAAAAAAAUGCUCAGGACGAUAUCGCGUCCGCGCAGGCCCUGGGGAAGGGUCUCUGGCGCGCUUCAGAGCGGUGUUAAGUGGAAACAGCACUGCUUAUUCCCUGUUUUGUAGCGGUUGGGAAAUCUUUCCCUCCUGUUCUGUUCAGUCUCCUUGUCUGUUAGUAUGUCAUGAUAUUCUGUGACUGUAUUCCACUGUUCAUCUCAAACUACAAACACUGGAAAUUUAGAUGGUGCAGAGCAUGAUUCCAAAGGCAUUGAGACCCAUGAAAUUCUACUUCUCUACUGUGUAUCAAGAAAUAUGGGUUGGUGUAGCAUUAACAGCUUAUGCCUACUACAAGAUUUCAUAUGGGGGCAAAAAAUCAUCGGGAAAUAAGUCCUCUGGUUCUGGCCAUCAUUAAAGAUCUCUUCUUGGAAUAUGAAUUUGGGGUUCAUCAUCUCUACUGCAAAUGAAGCAAGUUACAACCAUAGGGAAAUGAAUGCUAGAACCCCACCUGGUCCAUCUGCUGUAAUUGGAAAAAGAAUAAAUCCAUUGAGCAAGAAGUAAUUAAAGAUGUUGGACAAUA
Messenger RNA from Pseudopodoces humilis (Tibetan ground-tit), 729 nucleotides. It is a transcript of the gene ATP5MJ, whose product is annotated as ATP synthase membrane subunit j. Gene Ontology annotation, cellular component: mitochondrion. NCBI's taxonomy places the organism in Eukaryota, Metazoa, Chordata, Aves, Passeriformes, Paridae. The record is from RefSeq and is a predicted model, not a curated record.